CGAACUUUCCAAUUUUUGUCGCUCUGUGCAUUUUGACGUACUGUACCUAUUUACUUGCGUCAGAUCAUGACAGAGUAACAGUCACAUAAGAAAACGUUUUUAUUUUAUACUUAUGACAUCGCGACUAAAUUAGAUUAUCGAACUUUUGCAGCUUCUGCUUAGCUUUCGCGUGCGGUGUGGCAACCCUGAUGUGUUUUGGCCGCCAAAACCGAAACGCUAAUGAAAGGUGGUUCUUUUGUGGGAUAUUUUACGGACACACGAAAAGUUUUUCCGGGGUAACUAAUACGAACGUGUAAAGUAUCGCGCAUAUAAUGUUGGCAGAUAAAGCACUCGAUCUUAUUAAGGAACUCCGUAGAUCUCCCGACUACCUUCAGCCACUUAGGGAGGAUACUAUACGUGAAAUUUUAGAAGAAAUGGCUAUUCUCUUCCGAGAAAAUCAACAGGACGUUGACGCCGCCGUGAACUCCGAUGUAGAACUUCACACAACAAUUCACGUGAGGCACAUUAUAUUGACCAGAAUGAAACGAUGCCUGCUCGCUUACCUCCACAACCGUCUCAUGCACAUCAAAGAAAUGAGGUGGGCGUUUGGAAGUGUUCUCACCUCAGACGUGAAGGCUAACAUGUCUGAGCAAGAGCAACAAUGGUUUCAAAAGUACAGCAGCAACCUUACAAACUACAUGUCAUCUAUUGGUGGAGGAGUGGGCCUUGAUCUUACCAAAUACCUCCACCCUCCCAAGUCACUGUAUGUACAGGUUCGUUGUCUUUCCGAUUACGGUGACUUUGAAACCGAGGAUGGAAGCAUCAUAAACCUCACCAAGAACAGUACACAUUACAUGGAACGAUCUCAAUGUGAAAAGCUCAUCCACCAAGGCAUCUUGGAACACGUCACUUAAAUGUACACAUUGGAAAGUACGAAUAAACUCUAAUUAGUUUCCGAAAA
This is a messenger RNA of Ornithodoros turicata, 940 nucleotides long. RefSeq names its product DNA replication complex GINS protein PSF1-like. The record is from RefSeq and is a predicted model, not a curated record. Bases 312 to 893 code for a protein of 193 amino acids. Lineage: Eukaryota; Metazoa; Arthropoda; Arachnida; Ixodida; Argasidae. Gene Ontology annotation, biological process: DNA replication; DNA strand elongation involved in mitotic DNA replication. The transcript has 7 exons. Gene Ontology annotation, cellular component: GINS complex.